This is a messenger RNA of Gadus macrocephalus (Pacific cod), 1400 nucleotides long. RefSeq lists its product as uncharacterized. The record is from RefSeq and is a predicted model, not a curated record. The transcript is spliced from 5 exons. Lineage: Eukaryota; Metazoa; Chordata; Actinopteri; Gadiformes; Gadidae. Bases 64 to 828 code for a protein of 254 amino acids. Gene Ontology annotation, biological process: signal transduction; regulation of apoptotic process. Gene Ontology annotation, molecular function: protein binding.
ACAACGUAACCUCUCCGCUCUCUUUCAGUUUCAUUUUCACCCUCUCACCCCUGAGGUCCAAGAAUGGCACUCAAUAACGCUAUUGUACGCAACAAGACAAUCAUUCAAGAAAUUCUAUCGGCAGAUCCCCAAUUCAUACUUGACAAAGUGAUAGAGAAAGGACUGAUAACCGACCGCGAAUACACCAAACUAAACUCCAUCAACAAGGGGGACGCAGAGGAUCUCGUUAUCAAGCUCGUGGACAAACUCAUUAACAAAGGAAGACAAUCCAAGUUCAUUGGGCUUCUGCAGGACAAGAAAGUCCUAGAAACGUAUCCUAAACUUGAAGACGUGGAAUGGGGAGACAGUGGGUCUACCGCCUCAUCGAGCAGUUUGAGUAUUGGACAUGGGGACAACGAGACGGUAGUAGAGCCAAGGAAAAAAACGAGAGGAAAUGGAGGCCGGAAAAGAAACAGAAGUGAAUCAGAAGAAGAAGUGACCAAUAAGAAACCUUGCACGGUGGAGGGGUCAGGCAGCAACACUGAAACCCGCUCGGCAGGGCAGGCUCUGACUGAUAAGGAGCUCAUGAAGGUGGCCGAAACGCUGGGACAGGAGUGGGAGCAGGCGGCCAUCCACCUGGGGCUGAAGACCAAAGAUCUGGACGACAUCAAGGCAGAACAUAGACCUGUGGCCAUGCAGAAGCAGAAGAUGUUGGUGCUGUGGAAGCGCCGAAGACCACCAGGAGAGGCCACAGCUCAUGACCUGCUGAGAGGUCUGGAAGACCUGGAGGACCUACCGGUCGAGACUCGUCUGUUAUUGACAGGCAUGAUGAAGAAAUCAUCAGAAUAGUUACUUGGCAGAUUCCAUAGUGCAGUAGAUGUCUCCAUCAAAAGAAAAGCCCUGAAGAUUGACCAAAACAAGCGAUGGGCCAACUAACCUGAAACAGUUUCUAAACAGUUGCCAGCUAAACAUUUAUUUAGCUGACACGUUAGUCCAAAGCGACUUAGUAUUUACAUUCCAGAAUGGGAAACAAACCCAAAAAGUGCAGGAAUCGUAUAAAGUACAUAAUAGGCCUUCAAUAAAGAAGCUGCUUCAAGUGCUACAUUAUCGAAACAAGAAAUAGAGAACUUUUUAUCAGAAUUAUUUUCAUAGGCCAAGAAGCAGUGUGAACAGAUGAGGAUUCAGUUUGCAGUCUCUUUCCAAAUGUCUUGACGGUGUAAAGUAAUUGUUGCCAUCAUAUUUGGAACACGUCUUCUUUCCUGGGCUACUACAUGUGUAGGCCUACUAAGCUGUUCCUCCUAUAGACAGGUAUAGAUAGGAAUUUUGUAAAAUUGUAUUUGUAAGUAAUUUUUGUUUGGUUAUAAUCAAGGAAUUUGUAAAACAAGUUGAUAUUAUGCCAAAGAAUAAUCUGUUCAUCUUGA